UGUGUGUGUGUGUGUGUGUGUGUGUGUGUGUCUGCCCGUGUGCCUCCGUGAGUGAUGCAGGCCUUUUUGACAUUUUCAGCAGCAGAAUCCGUUCGGGUCAGUUUACUUCCCACCUCCCCCAUCAUUACUACCUAUAGGUCACCGUAAGCAGAGUCACUCAAAGAAACUGGCCUUGGAUUGGAGUAAAGAAGGGGAAUGUGAGUGUGUGUGUAUGUGUGUGUGUGCGUGUGAGAGAAAGAUGCGUUCCCUCAGUAGGGGCCCGUUCAGCUGGAGGCAGAGCGAAAACCAGACGGGAAUUUUCUUUGGUAUAGGGAAGAAGUCUAUUCUAGGUAACUAUAUACUUUUUACCUCUAGUAUCCCAACUGCCAAUUAUUUAAAUUGCUUACAAACCACACAGACAUUCAAUUUCCAAUUACUUGAUACAGCACCACAAAAAAUUAAUUGAUUCCCGAUAACUUAUGUCAAGUAACUUUGUGCAUUUCGACUGAUCGUUCCAGCACUGAUUACUUGUGUCUCGAGCGGCCUUAAAAGCAUGGCUUGAUGCUCAGAGAAAUGAUUGGUGGAGGUCUUUCCCCGUCACACUCAGUUCUGCUGCAACCAAACAUCUAAACCCGUGCAGCUGUUUAUUCUGGUAUUUUCCACUGGUCUAUCGCUGUGCGUAGUAGUAUGCUUUGCUUUUUCUUGUGUGUCUCUACCAGGGACAGCUACAAAGAAUCGGAGAGCAGCAGAGGGAGUUCUGUAGUUACCAGUCAGCUUUGAAACCUCGGCGUGUCUGGAAGGAAACAUGGUGAGCAAGGAGGGCGGCAAAUGCAUGCUCACCAACUCAGAGUCUGACUCGGAGACAGCGCCCCUGCCCUCCACCUCGCUGGCGCUGGAGGUGAAAUAUUCCCUGGAAGCCAGUCGACAGGUGAGGAAGAGAAACAAGGCCCUGCAAGUGCGUUUCAAGGAUAUCUGCGAGGCACAGAACGAGCAGAGGGAGGCGGAGCUGCAGGCAGCAGGGAAAGGCGGCAAGCCCAUCUCCUACAAGGUGGCGUACCGCAAGUACAUGACCGUCCCCGCCCGCCGCUCCAUCCCGAACGUCACAAGAAGCACAGGCGUGCAGACGUCCCCCGAUCUGAAGAAACGCUACCAGACCUUUCCCUUUGAGCGCAAAAAAGGCCACACCUUUAAGCACGUGGCGGCCGUGGAAACGUACAGAGGUCAGAAUAACGGCUUUGUCAUGGAGGUGAAGCCGCCCAAAGCUGCCGGGCAGGGUUUAGACGAGGAGGAGGAGGGAGCCUGCGGUGGGAGUGGAGUUCGGAGGACCAGGGCUCUGCUCCAUACUAAUGAGUGCAUCGCCACAGUGGAGCAGCACACUGCACCUGAUGGCCUGUGCUCUGACGCGCUGCAGCUCAGUUGCGCCGCAGACACGGACCGCCUCGCAGGCACGCAGAGGGGGGGCGGAGCCGGAGCGCGGGACGAAUACCAGCUCUGCAGUGUCCCAUCCAAAGCCAGGACAGGAUUACAACACAGGGAGGCCGACGUGGACCGCUCGGCCAAGAGGCAGCUGCUCAAUCUGGAGGCGGGCUCGUCCCAGACCCUGCCGGACAGGGCCUCCAAGGUUACGGGCCCUAUCGCCUGGAACUCCCUCACGCAGGUGGAGUGCUUGGACAGUCCGUCAGUGCGUAGCAAGCGGAAAAAAGCGCUGCAGCUCAACGGGCUGCAGAGUGAGACGCUACCGCGUUCCGGCAGAGGCUGCACAACGCAGGCACAGUGCCACACGGGACAGCUAUCUGCCCGGCCUCUGCAGGGCAUGGACGAGCCUCUGACACCGUGUGGAGGGGACGAGGCUGGCGGUGCGGCGCCCGACCAAACACAGGAGGCCUGCAAGCAAAUAGUGCCUAUGAAACAGGACGGGGAGGCUAAAGCACAGCUCCAGGCAAUGGAAAAUCUCAUCAGCUCCAGCCAGGAGACCAUCAAAGUGCUGCUGGGGGUCAUCCAGGAGCUGGAGAAGGGGGAGGCCCACAGAGAAGGACUCACCUAUCGAACAGGACAGGACACGGCCAACUGCGACACGUGCCGGAACAGCGCAUGCAUUAUUUACAGUGUGGAGCUGGACUUCAAGCAGCAGGAGGACAAGCUGCAGCCGCUGAUGACGAGGCUCGGCCCCACGCUGGACGGCCAUUUCGCCUCCCUGCCUUACCCACAGGAGGCGUUCACCUCCACCCCCAAGCGCAAGUCCAAAGCCGACUCCAAGAAGCACGCCCGCUGGAAACUUUGGUUUCUGUGAAGACGCGGAAACCGCCUCCUUAACCAGCCCUUCGAUGCAGAGGAUUAAUGCGCCCACCUGGCUGGCCAAAGUUCUUUUUUUCCUUUUAUUUAAACACCUACUUAGCUUCUGGCACACCUGGCCACACUGACGGAGAGCGCCACAAGCCGAGACUCCGUGUGCCCUGUCCGAGAUGACAGGACGUGUAAUGGGACACGAUUCCAAAAUGUCCGCAUACCGCAAAUGGAUUCAGAGUUAUUUUUGAACUUAUUUCUUCAAACAAGGUGUGAAAUCGCACCGCAGCAACACGUUUGGAGAUCAGUGAGGUGAAAAGACGAAUCCGAUUUCCCUCUUUGCAUAUAUUUUUCUAGCAGACAUCUGCGGGGUCCUGAUCUACCAAAGUGGUUGAGUGACCAUCACGUUUCCAGCCACACGUUGGGACUCUCGUCCUCUCUUUCCAGCCUCCAGGAGAGGAUGGCUAAUCACCCAGGAUGCUCUGAAGGUCCACCUCAACAGCAUAUCUCUGCACCGCAAAGCACAAUUUACACUGUUCAGGAUACCUUUUCUCCAGAGUAAUUAAAAAUAACUAUUUUGAGUAUCAACUCACAAAUGUAGAUCACCUACCAACUAUGACAGAAUGAAAGACUUUCAUAAUAUAUAAAGAGACCGAAAGGACAAAGAAGUAAGCAAUGUUUAUUGGAGUUCUUUGAUCAACUUUCUAUCCAUCUCUAAAAUGUCUCCUUGAGUCAACUGACUUUGAAGUAAAAUAAAUGAAUAAAUAACACUUAUUUUCUUAAUAACAUUUGCAAAGUUAGAAGUCUUAAUGUACUUUUUUCUAUAUAAAUAUAUCUAUACACAUUCACUUUAAGGUUUAGUGGUAUAUAUAUAUAUAUAUAUACAUACUUGGGCUGCAGUGAAGGGGGUGUGCAUUUCAUAGAAG
Molecule: messenger RNA, 3188 nt
Organism: Pungitius pungitius (ninespine stickleback)
Lineage: Eukaryota; Metazoa; Chordata; Actinopteri; Perciformes; Gasterosteidae
Product: inhibitory synaptic factor 2A
Exons: 4
Coding region: 785-2269 (494 amino acids)
Biological process (GO): inhibitory postsynaptic potential
Cellular component (GO): postsynaptic density
Source: RefSeq, a predicted model, not a curated record